AUGAUUGCAAGUCUAAGUGAUGAAUUUAUACAUUUCCCUUCAACUCCAGUUGAAAUUCUGCAAAACCAAGUUGAGUUUUAUCAAACAGCCGGAUUCAUCAGGGUCGUAGGCUGUAUUGAUUGCAAGCAUGUAAAAGUUGAAUCAUUCGGUGGUGAUGAUGCUGAAAUUUUUCGAAAUCGAAAAGGACACUUUUCUAUUAAUGUUCAAGUAAUAUGUAAUGCACGCCUAGAAAUAAUUGAUAUUGUUGCAAGAUGGCCAGGUUCAGCUCACGAUUCAACUAUAUUUAACAAUUCAAGAAUUCAUAAUCGUUUUGAGAAUAAUCAGUUUGGAAAUGCAUUACUACUUGGUGACUCAGGCUACCCAAAUCUGUCUUAUUUAUUGACACCACUACAAGAUCCACAAAGACCGGCAGAGCAACUUUACAACGAAUCACAAAUCCGAACCCGAAACACGAUUGAACGCACCUUUGGUGUUUGGUCGAGAAAAUUUGCUAUAAUUCAAGGCACAAGAUUUAGAAAAAUUGAAAAAACAUUAACUUGUAUUAUUGCUGCUGCAGUUUUAUAUAAUAUUUCGCAACAAGGAAAACCACUACCAAUUAGAAAUGUCUCUGUUCAGGAAUAUCUCCAAAUUCCUGAGGUAGCAAACCCUGUAAUUGAGUACGAUGGUCGUGGCAUCGUUAUUGCUAUUUUUGAUUAUAGAAUAGAUCCUGGUGCUGUGGUGAUAAGUGAUGGCAAACCGAACAUUUAA
Messenger RNA from Cotesia glomerata, 747 nucleotides. Its product is annotated as putative nuclease HARBI1. Bases 1 to 747 code for a protein of 248 amino acids. NCBI's taxonomy places the organism in Eukaryota, Metazoa, Arthropoda, Insecta, Hymenoptera, Braconidae. The record is from RefSeq and is a predicted model, not a curated record. The transcript is spliced from 3 exons.